Molecule: messenger RNA, 567 nt
Organism: Spodoptera littoralis (African cotton leafworm)
Lineage: Eukaryota; Metazoa; Arthropoda; Insecta; Lepidoptera; Noctuidae
Source: the annotation of a GenBank genome assembly
AUGACAGUGUGCGAAGUAAAUAAUGGGUUGGAAUUAAAACAAAGAAUACCACAUCUGGUGGGCUCAUCUGAACCUCAGCCGGUGACGGAGGUGUGCCUGGGGUGCAUCUGCCAGGCUGUGUCAGGGUGCAAGGCGGGGAUCCAGUGUGAUGGGGACCACUGCGGACUCUUCCACAUUACGUGGGCAUACUGGGCUGAUGCUGGUAAACCUACCAUCAAUGGACAGUCGUCGGACGCUCCUGAUGCGUACCCGAACUGCACAAACGACCCUUACUGCGCUGCCCUCGCCGUACAAGGAUACAUGAGGAAAUUCGCUCAGGACUGCAAUGGUGACGGCCGUAUCGACUGCUAUGACUACAUGGCUAUCCACAAGCGUGGAGGAUAUGGCUGCGUUGGAGACCUGCCCUUCAGUUACGUGAACGUCUUCAACCAAUGUGUAGCUGCUGUUGCCAACGCUCAGAAAUACGGCUAAACCUUUAAAUAGAGAAGAAGAAAGGGGAAGAAUGAGACUUUUAGAGGACCUUUUAUAAUGAUCAUCUACCAUCUUCUUGAAGGCAAUAUGUCUCCU